AUGGAGACCGUUCAGUUCAUUGAGGGUAUGGUUCUGACGGAGUUUCUGAGGCUAAAGGAAUCCAAAUCACCAGGUGCCGACGAGAUUCCGGCAAAGAUUUUGAAGGAACUCACCGGUGAGUUGGCUAAGCCACUCUCCAUGCUUUUCAAUACAUCCUUCGAGACCGGAUAUCUGCCACCCGACUGGAAGUCGGCGUGGAUUACGCCGCUAUACAAGGGCGGAAGUCGGGUCUCUGCGAACAAUUACAGACCUGUCAGCCUCACCUCCAUUGCUCCAAGAUUAUGGAGAAAAUAA
Messenger RNA from Spirometra erinaceieuropaei, 294 nucleotides. The record is from the annotation of a GenBank genome assembly. NCBI's taxonomy places the organism in Eukaryota, Metazoa, Platyhelminthes, Cestoda, Diphyllobothriidea, Diphyllobothriidae.